Equus quagga is the source of this 729-nucleotide messenger RNA. RefSeq names its product MHC class I polypeptide-related sequence B-like. Gene Ontology annotation, molecular function: signaling receptor binding; peptide antigen binding. Gene Ontology annotation, cellular component: external side of plasma membrane. The record is from RefSeq and is a predicted model, not a curated record. The transcript is spliced from 5 exons. Gene Ontology annotation, biological process: positive regulation of T cell mediated cytotoxicity; immune response; antigen processing and presentation of endogenous peptide antigen via MHC class Ib. NCBI's taxonomy places the organism in Eukaryota, Metazoa, Chordata, Mammalia, Perissodactyla, Equidae.
AUGGAGGAGAAAAAGUUUAUGGAGCAGCAGAGAAGAGGGCUGAAAGAUCCCAGUAUUUGUUAUGACUUCACAGUGGUGUCCCAGGAUGGAUCUGUGCAACCAAGAUUUUUUGCUGAGGGACACUUGGAUGGUCAGCCCUUCCUGCACUAUGAUAGUGAGAAAGGCAGAGCAGAGCCCUAGGGACUGUGGGCAGAAGCUGUCCUGGGAACUGACAUGUGGGACAUAGAAACCAAGGAUUUGGCAGAGAAGGGGAAGGACAACAGAAAGACCCUGGCAGAAACCAUGGUCCUGCAGGACCAGAAAGGAGACUUGCAUUCCCUCCAGGAGAUUUGGGGCUGCGAGAUUCAAGAAGACAACAGCGCCAGGGGCUUAAGACAUUUCUACUAUGAUGGGGAGCUCUUCCUCUCUUAUCACCCCAAGACCCAUGAUGAAUGGAACAUCUCACUGACCUGGCUUCAGGAUGAGGAACCCCUGAGCCAGGAAGCCCAGCAGUCUGGGGGGGUCCUGCCCUAUGGGAAUGACACCUACCACACCUGGGUGGCCAUAAGGAUUCCCCAAGGAGAAGAGCAGAGGUUCAUGUGUCACGUGGAACAUAGCGGGAACCACACUGCACACCCUGUGCCCUCUGGAGAGCCUGGGAUGCUCCUGGAGGGGGUUCUGCCCCUGGUUGCCUUUCCUGAGCUAAUGUCCAUUUCUUGGUGUGGUCAGCGCCAAGUGAAUGUGCAGUAA